Opisthorchis viverrini is the source of this 1898-nucleotide messenger RNA. RefSeq lists its product as hypothetical. The record is from RefSeq and is a predicted model, not a curated record. Bases 30 to 1847 code for a protein of 605 amino acids. The transcript is spliced from 3 exons. Lineage: Eukaryota; Metazoa; Platyhelminthes; Trematoda; Opisthorchiida; Opisthorchiidae.
CUGGUUUCUGUCACCUCUCUGUACUGACGAUGGGACAGGUUAAGAUGAAACUCACCUGGUUUGUGCUUGGCCACCUUCUGAUGUGGUUGGUCCAUGCACAACAGACCGAGAACACAGUAACUAAAACAACAGUCACGAAAGACGGUGAGGUGAAACUGGAAGUUACCUGCAUCGGAGACAAACGAGACUUCUGUAAAGGCAAACCACAAGGAUUUGAAUUCUCCGAUGGAUGUCGACCGUGCCAGUGCCAACCGAGUGACGCCUUUUGUACCUCUCAGGACUGCGAAACUUUGGUGGAUCCGAAAACUGAUCCAGAAGAGUACUGUUCGAAUAUUAUGAAGCAGAAUUCAGAAGCCCUGCGCCGAAUGAAUGAAGGUAAAGCAACCGAAACGACGGAACAAAAAUCCGAGGGCCCAGAAAAUAUGAAGACGUUGAAGAACAAUGAGCCACAAGCGACGGAAAAGGCCAACCAUGUUCCACACUCUAAAACGGAGGAUAAACAGGGGGAAACCGCAAUUAAACCAAAAGAAGCUGAUGCGUCUAACAAGGAUACGAAUGUUUCUUCUGUUAGCGGAAUGGGUUCGAUUGAAACGGGACCGGUGCCCCAACCAGAUAUGUUAAAUAUACCGCUUCACCCGAUGAACCCGAUGGAGUUUGACAUGAACUACCUACCACCACCUCCAAUGGAACCACCUGGAAUCGGUCCAGGCCUUCCGGGUCCCUUACCAGAUGGCAUCCACAAUCCACCUCCUCCAAUGCCUGGUCCUGAUCGAGAGUUUCCCGGAUUUAUGAACGAACAUGAAGGCAGGCGAAAGAAUGGCACGAAGAAACUGAGAGCAAGAUUAAACUUUGACGAGGGAAAAGGGAAAAGUUUUGGAAAACAUCCAUUCGCGCACAAGUCGAGGGAGACGGGUAGAAAAAGUAAGCCAACAGGUGACGAUAACCUGCUUCAGAAACUAAAGACAAUGUUUUCCAAUUCGCUCUUGGGCAAAGGUUCAAAGUCUUUGGAGAAGAAGACCACAGUGAAACCUAGAAAGUUUAGCGGAGACGCAAUGCAUCAUCACAGACAUUUCUUCCCACAUCCAGUGCCACCAAGAGAAGCGCUGGGUGGACCUUUCCCACAUGAAAACGGUCAACCACAACCUAAUUGGCCUCACGGCCCGUUUGAAAACUACGGUCCUCCUGAAUGGCCACCAUUUGAAGGUGAUCCAUUCGUUCUGAAUGAAAUGAUGGGACCUGGAGCAUACGAAGGACCCGAUUUCGCUGUAGAAGAGGGUGGUUAUAUCGACGAGUUUGGUGCGCAGGGCCACUACUUUGACGGACCUGAGUUGUCGCCAACGGAUCCGGCUUUCUUUGACGGCUUCGAUCCAAUGCUACCCGAGUUCGCUCCGGACUACAUUGAGGACCCGUUUGAUGUACCGGAACACCAUCACCAUCCUCACUCGGUUCACGUGUCUGGAGUGAAAAGCAAAAUAAAAAAACCUGCAAAUUCAAGGUUACCCUCACAUCAGUCGACACUGAAAGAAAGCGGUUCGUAUCUGUUGGCUGCCAGGGUGUUGAGCCGACUACCAAACUCUAAAAAGCGCAGUACAAGGAGAACGAUUGCACGCAGUUCCGAUACGUCAUAUCCCAAAUCAAUCAGCUACUUACGUCGCCAAAUUCAUCGGUUGCGUCGCCAGGUGAAAUAUCUGAAGAAAAAACUAAUCCAUUGUCAUGCUGUUCGCCGAAAUUAUCGUAACGUGAUGCAAGCGCAACUGACGCAGCCACAUAAUGCCGCGCCGAUGAGCAAAACUGCGAUGCUGACUCCUCUAGUCAUCGGAGGUUGUAUUUGGAAUAAUCUCAAGUAAAUGUUACGUUUCCCUUAAAUAAAUAAUCCCAAAAUUUUGUGACUGUUGAAC